Penicillium macrosclerotiorum is the source of this 657-nucleotide messenger RNA. RefSeq lists its product as uncharacterized. The coding region runs from base 1 to 657 and encodes 218 amino acids. The transcript is spliced from 2 exons. The record is from RefSeq and is a predicted model, not a curated record. NCBI's taxonomy places the organism in Eukaryota, Fungi, Ascomycota, Eurotiomycetes, Eurotiales, Aspergillaceae.
AUGCAUUCAAAGACUCUGGCGAUUGUCUUCCUCGCGGCUCUUGCUGCCGCUGAGCUUGAGAAGAAACAAUACGGCGAGUAUGAGGACGAUUACUACAACAGCUUGAUGAGCGAGCUGAACAGCAUAGAGACUGAUACCAACUAUAUGGACUAUCUCACCGAUUACACCAACCUUCCGACAGACUAUAGUGACAACCUCCCAUCUGCCACAGGCAACUCAGGCUCGGGAUCAGGCUCAAGUGCGGGCUCCGGUGAAUUCCCUGCCAUGACCGCCGACCCUAGUUAUACCAUGCCGUCUUUGGCCGACGUACCUCCUGCCUCCAUUCAGUCCGUCCUGAUCACUGCCAUUCCGGCCUCAUAUCUGUCCCAAAUCGCCAUUCCAUCUGUUGCCUCAUCCAUCUAUAGCGAGAUCGAAAACGGUCACUACCCUUCGUGGUACGAAGACCUCCCCGAGAGCGUCAAGGAUUGGGUUUCUAGCCACUAUGUUACUGGCGCUGCGGAGACUGGCGCUGCUUCCACCGCUUCCACCGCUUCCUCUGGUUCUUCUGGCUCAUCGGCUUCUGGUUCUGGUGUGCCCGGUGCUGGUGUCCCCAGCAGUAUGGUCGCGACUGGCCUGAUGGGCGCCGCUGUCGUCCUGGCUGUUGCUGUGAUGCUGUAG